Molecule: messenger RNA, 1919 nt
Organism: Myxocyprinus asiaticus (Chinese sucker)
Lineage: Eukaryota; Metazoa; Chordata; Actinopteri; Cypriniformes; Catostomidae
Product: ras-related protein Rab-1A-like
Exons: 6
Coding region: 186-794 (202 amino acids)
Molecular function (GO): GTP binding; GTPase activity
Source: RefSeq, a predicted model, not a curated record
CGUCUCUUGUUGUUCAGACUUCACACUCGAGUGGUCAUUUUUACCAGUGCUCCGCUCAUAUCUCCUCUAAAAAUCUGUUUUUAUCACCGAAUAAUCAGACAAGUCUUGACCAGCCGCCGGCAUCAUCGUGGAGAAGAAAACAACAGAUAAAUCUCGUCAGUUUGGAGUUUUGUGUGCCGUCCAUCAUGAACCCUGAAUAUGACUACCUGUUUAAACUUCUGCUGAUUGGAGACUCGGGUGUUGGAAAGUCCUGCCUUCUGCUGCGUUUCGCAGACGACACGUACACAGAGAGCUACAUCAGCACCAUCGGAGUGGACUUCAAAAUCAGGACGAUAGAACUAGACGGAAAGACCAUCAAACUACAGAUCUGGGACACAGCCGGCCAGGAGCGAUUCCGCACCAUCACGUCCAGCUACUACAGAGGAGCCCACGGGAUCAUCGUUGUUUAUGAUGUCACAGAUCAGGAGUCCUUUAAUAACGUCAAACAGUGGCUACAGGAGAUCGAUCGCUACGCUAGUGAAAAUGUCAACAAACUCCUGGUUGGGAACAAGUGUGAUCUGACCACGAAGAAAGUUGUGGAUUACACAAUGGCAAAGGAGUUCGCAGACCCUUUAGGCAUCCCGUUCCUGGAGACGAGUGCGAAAAGCUCCUCUAAUGUAGAACAGGCCUUCAUGACCAUGGCGGCUGAGAUCAAGAAGAGAAUGGGCCCCGGGGCCACUGCAGGAGGACAGGAGAAAUCCAACGUCAAGAUUCAGAGCACGCCGGUCAAGACGUCCUCCGGAGGGUGCUGCUGAAUCCCCAAUGCCCUAAACAAACAAAUAACACCAUUAGACCACAGUAACCUUACCUACAAUACGCCACAGCUGAAUUAGGAGGGGAGAGAAUGUUAGUGUGUGUGUGUGUGUGUGUUUGUAACUAAAGACUGAGAAUGUAAUGAAUGGUAUUGAGAGGUAAGAAAGGGUCAAAUUAAAUAUUGCUUGAUUUUGUAUCAUGCAUGCACAUAGCUGCAUGAACAAACAAACAUGUUUCCAACAGUUUGAUACUAAAUUUAGUAACAGGUCCACAAUAUACAGGUUUAAACAUCUCAAGUCCAAUUAAACAAACAUCCAAAAGCACUUCUGACGUUUUUAGAGGACUGCAACUAGAUUUUGCUUUGAACUUCCUCAUCGGAACUCUGAACGAAACAGUGGACUGUGAUGUCAUAAUUGACCCCUGACACAUCGGUUCCAUUACUAUGACUCCCGGUGAAAUCUCAUUCAACCGCUGCCGUCUGGGUGGACCGUUUGCCUGUUUGCGCAUUUAGUUUUUUCUUCAUUCUGUCCGUUUUUUCUUUUAUUUCUGCUCAACAGCAUUUCAAUAUAUUGGUCCACUGAAUAGGGUCACAACACUUCAAAUGAUCUUUAUUAGUUGUCAGUAAAAUGCAUUACCACUUUUCUGACGUGUACUAGUUGAACGGCAUGAUUUUGUUUGCUUAUUGAUUUUUUUGUAACAAUUUGAAAAAUGAACCAAAACUUGACCAGCAGGCCACAUAUAGUAAAUCUAACUGUUCUUAAUAUUACAAAUUUGUUAACUAUAUAACUGGUUUUGAUGCUUUACCACCCACAACAUUAAGUAAAUCCUGUAAACUGGAUUCAGAAGCAACAUUGCUGUCAAAAUGAAUCUGUAUCAACAUUUGUUUACAGACACUCGGACAGCAAUGCAGGAACUAUAUCACAUGUAAGUAUUAUAAAUAUAUCUGUAUAAAUGUAAUCACUUAAGUGCGGAUCCUAUUGAGCAACAAAUGACAGAUGGGAUGUGAUAUCACAAUGUGUAGUUAAUGAAACAUCAUUUUGAUUUCUCUAUUCAAGGAGGGAAUUGUACUUUUUGGUUUUAUGUCACACAAUGUUUAAAUAAAGUAUGAAGAAAACAUUUAAUAAAAA